AAAUAGUCGCCUUUUCGGCUGCCAGCGAAGACGGGCAGGGCACGCACCGGCCCCGCGCCCACCCGCAUCCCUCCCCCAGAGCGCUGCUGAUCCAGCUCCCAGUACCUCAGAAAGAUGGAAGAGAAGCUGAAGAAAUCCAAGAUCAUCUUUGUGGUGGGCGGACCUGGCUCAGGAAAGGGCACCCAAUGUGAAAAGAUCGUCCAGAAGUAUGGCUAUACACACCUCUCCACCGGGGACCUCCUGCGGGCUGAGGUCGGUUCCGGCUCAGCCAGGGGCAGGAAGCUGUCAGAGAUCAUGGAAAAGGGGCAGCUGGUGCCACUGGAGACGGUGUUGGACAUGCUCCGAGAUGCCAUGUUGGCCAAGGUGGAUACCUCCAAAGGCUUCCUGAUUGACGGCUACCCUCGGGAGGUGCAGCAGGGGGAGGAGUUUGAACGCAGGAUCGGACAGCCCACGCUGCUGCUGUAUGUGGAUGCAGGCCCUGAGACCAUGACCCAGAGGCUCCUGAAGCGCGGAGAGACCAGUGGGCGAGUGGAUGACAAUGAGGAGACCAUCAAGAAGAGGCUGGACACCUACUAUAAGGCCACAGAGCCCGUCAUUGCCUUCUAUGAGAAUCGAGGCAUUGUGCGCAAGGUCAAUGCUGAGGGCUCCGUGGACAGUGUCUUCUCCCAGGUCUGCACCUACCUGGAUGCCCUCAAGUAGCAGCUCCAGAGCCCCUUCCUCAGUUCUGAGCCCCACCCUCCUGCCCUCCUCGAGGUCUCUGGCCUGAGCUCAGUGCCCCACCCCACCCAGCUGGAACACAGACAGAGGAAGCCACUUUAUCCUGUUUUCGUGGACAGCCGAACACUAAAGGAAUUUCCAAGGACA
Messenger RNA from Erinaceus europaeus (western European hedgehog), 864 nucleotides. It is a transcript of the gene AK1, whose product is annotated as adenylate kinase 1. The transcript is spliced from 7 exons. Gene Ontology annotation, cellular component: cytoplasm; cytosol. Lineage: Eukaryota; Metazoa; Chordata; Mammalia; Eulipotyphla; Erinaceidae. Gene Ontology annotation, molecular function: ATP binding; nucleoside diphosphate kinase activity; AMP kinase activity. The coding region runs from base 115 to 699 and encodes 194 amino acids. Gene Ontology annotation, biological process: nucleoside triphosphate biosynthetic process; ATP metabolic process. The record is from RefSeq and is a predicted model, not a curated record.